UUAUAGCAACAUACAUUAGGUCAUUUGUGAAAUCGAAUAGUUGCAGAGAGAAGAGAAAAAUGGGAAGCAGAUUGGGAAGAAGAGUGGUGUACUUCGCAAACCUACCAAUCAAGCUUCUCCUGCCAACCAACUUCACCGACAUCCAUGAAAUCGCUCUCAAAACCAUUCCAUCAGCUUCCAAGAUUGAAAUCAAGCGCGUUCUCGAAUCCCUCUACGGAUUCGAUGUCGAAAAGGUUCGAACAUUGAACAUGGACGGAAAGAAGAAGAAACGUGGCGGAAUUGUGAUUGCAAAACCUGAUUACAAAAAGGCUUUUGUAACGUUAAAAACCCCGCUUUUGAUUAACCCCAAUCUUUUUCCGAUUCGAGAGAUUGAAGAGGAUAAGAAGAGUUUGAAUAAACAGGCUAUGGCUGCUAGUAUUGUUGAGGAAGCGCCGGGGAAGAGUCAUUGGCUUGAUGAGAAUAAGAACACUCGUGGGUUUAAGCCGCAAAAUGGGUAUCACAGGGGAGGGUUUAACCGUUCUGGUUCGAAUCUGUUUGAGAGUUCCGGUUCGAAUCAGGGACGGUUUGACCGUUCUGGUUCAAGCAGGGGAAGGUUUGAGCGACCCGGUUCCAACCGGGCUGAUGGUUCUGCUGCCAAGUUUCCUUGGAGUAACAUGAGGACUGGUAGGAGUAAUGCUACCAGGUAGUUUUUUUUUGGGGGUUUUGUUUGUGGCUUUUAGCUUGUUUUGUUGAUUAGUGAUGAUAGUGUCGUUUCUGAUGAAAUAAUGUUUUUUCCGAGAUGUUAUCUAACUAUGAUGCUGUUGUUAGAAUGUAGCAGGUAUUACCUGUUAUUAAAUUGAAAAAAAUAUGUUGCUGAAUUGUGAAACAAUGCAUUGCUGUUAUGAAAUGUUGAUUGUAGUAGUUUGGUUUUCUUUCGA
This is a messenger RNA of Medicago truncatula (barrel medic), 917 nucleotides long. RefSeq lists its product as uncharacterized. NCBI's taxonomy places the organism in Eukaryota, Viridiplantae, Streptophyta, Magnoliopsida, Fabales, Fabaceae. Gene Ontology annotation, biological process: mitochondrial translation. The transcript has a single exon. The record is from RefSeq and is a predicted model, not a curated record. Gene Ontology annotation, cellular component: ribosome; mitochondrial large ribosomal subunit. Bases 60 to 686 code for a protein of 208 amino acids. Gene Ontology annotation, molecular function: structural constituent of ribosome.